AUGGUAGAGAGGUACAUGGUCAUGGACCAUGUUACUACUGGGCUAGACCCAGAAACCUGGGUCAGAUCCAAAGAUGUUGUGAUCUCACCUGAGAGUGGCAUCAAGUUCUUCUUUUCAUCCCAGAAAUUGAUGACUCGGUUCAAAAGUUUUCCCUUCUCGUCCCCUAUCUUGGUGGAGGCUUCUGUACUGGUUCGCCAUUUGACAUUAAAGAUGAGCUUGAUGCUCGUUUCGAGACAUCGGUUAGUCGUGAGUGGGGGUAGAAAAGUGAAAUUUUAUGAGAGGGAAGGAGAAGACCAUUGCUUUCGUUUGUUCAAAACAGAUGGCAAGAAGCAGGCGCUAAUGAAGAAGUUUGUUCCCCACGAAGAGUGCUUCGGUGGUAAAAAUUUUGAACUUUCAAUAAAAACCCGAGUCCAUCUCUCUAAUAUCCGACAAGCAAACAAAGCCCUUCAUCCUAUUCGACCUGAGCAAAUCGAAUGCAAAAUAAAUGAAGAUUAUAGGCACUUCAUAUCAGGCGAGGGGACAAAGAAAAACUCGCCUCCACCUCCGUUCAUGUUCAUCGCACCUAUGUGCAAUAAAAGGGAUUUAGAGGAGAGUGUGAUGUUUAUGAAGUCUCUUCUGGCCAUUUCAGAUUUCAGGGAAGUGAUGGAAAGCAUGGCAAUAGACAUGAGAGAUUUUAUGUUACUUGCGAAAUAA
Messenger RNA from Dovyalis caffra, 693 nucleotides. NCBI's taxonomy places the organism in Eukaryota, Viridiplantae, Streptophyta, Magnoliopsida, Malpighiales, Salicaceae. The record is from the annotation of a GenBank genome assembly.